Messenger RNA from Osmerus eperlanus (European smelt), 6696 nucleotides. RefSeq names its product strawberry notch homolog 2b (gene sbno2b). The record is from RefSeq and is a predicted model, not a curated record. Gene Ontology annotation, cellular component: nucleus. Lineage: Eukaryota; Metazoa; Chordata; Actinopteri; Osmeriformes; Osmeridae. The coding region runs from base 338 to 5122 and encodes 1594 amino acids. Gene Ontology annotation, molecular function: chromatin DNA binding; histone binding. The transcript has 32 exons. Gene Ontology annotation, biological process: regulation of DNA-templated transcription.
CAUUCUUGUGUGACGACAGCAGCGGAAAUAUCUCCCUUGGAUUGGCAAAAUGGCACCGUCUCUAUCAGGAAGUGAAGAAAACAACUGAAAAGAAUAAGUUCGACCAAAUUUCACGUUUCGAUCUAAUACAGGCGCGAAUUCGAUUAAAACCAGAAACAUAAAAGAAACUGGGAUUCAGAAUAAGUAACACAUUAUUGGUCAUGGAGGUUGCUGGGCGCUGUUAGGUGGAGUUCAGCAGGACUCGUCGUUCCAGGUCAGGGGUCAGAGGUCAGCUCAGCCAACCAAGGGUGAUGUGUGGGAUCUCAGCCUGACGCCCACCCUCCCCUCAGCACCAGUCAUGGACGGGGAGAACUACCUGCACCCCGAGGGCCCCCAGCUGGACAGCAGCCUGUUCACAGUGGCCUCCUCCAACGUGGAGACUUCCAUGUAUCCCUCUGUUUCGUGGGCCUACGCGCAGCAGGCCGGAUACAGCGCCCACUGUCCUAUGCAAUCUGGAAACCAGCAAUACCACUUGAACGCCAGCAGCCAGGACGUGCACAUGGACAUGUUCAGCCACUCUGGGUUUCAUGACGUGGACUUCCCCGCCAUCAGGAAUGGAGACUUCCCUCAGGACCUGUCAUGCAUAGAUGACCUCUCCAACACAUCACUGUUCUCCUCUCCGGCCGACUCGCUGUCGGAGUACGCCGACGCCCAGAACCUGAUCAGCACGGACAGCCUGUCCCACGGCCUCACCAUAUGGGACGUCAACACCAAUACCUCGGGCCCCGCCGGCCCCGCAGGCCCCGCCUCCACACCAGCACAGAGCCAGCUGGAGCGGAAUGGCUCCAGCAGGUUUCAGGGUUUGAGCAGUUUGGAGGAAAUCACUGCCAUAAUCAGCACUCCACCUUUUGGAGGAUUCCAGGCUCCGAGGACGCAGACGCCUGCGGAGGAGGAGGAGGAGGCAGAGGAGGAGGAGACAGAGGAGCUGGGGCACGUGGACACGUACGCCGACUACAAGCCCUCCAAAUCCACCAUCGGGAUCUCCCACCCAGACAUCGUGGUGGAGACCAACACGCUGUCCAGCGUUCCCCCUCCCGACAUCACCUACACUCUGUCCAUUCCUGACCCCAUCAUCAACAACGGCCUGCUCUCCGCUCUGCAGCUGGAGGCCAUCAUCUACGCCUGCCAGCAACACGAGGUGAUCCUGCAGAACAACCAGCGAGCGGGCUUCCUGAUCGGAGACGGUGCCGGCGUGGGGAAGGGCCGCACUGUAGCCGGCAUCAUCCUGGAGAACUACCUGAAGGGCAGGAAGAGAGCGCUCUGGUUUAGCGUCUCCAACGACCUAAAGUACGACGCCGAAAGAGACCUGAAAGACAUCGACGCCCCCAUCAUCCCUGUGCAUGCCUUAAACAAGAUAAAGUAUGGAGACACAGCUACCUCAGAGGGCGUCCUGUUUGCUACCUACUCAGCUCUGAUCGGAGAGAGCCAGGCCGGAGGCCAGCACCGGACCAGACUCAAGCAGAUCCUGGACUGGUGUCAACCCGGCUUCGACGGAGUCAUUGUGUUUGACGAAUGCCACAAAGCCAAGAACGCCACGUCCACCAAGAUGGGCAAGGCAGUGUUGGACCUGCAGAACAAGCUGCCCCUGGCCAGGGUGGUCUACGCCAGUGCCACAGGUGCCUCCGAGCCAAAGAACAUGAUCUACAUGAGCCGCUUGGGGAUCUGGGGCGAGGGCACGCCCUUCAAGACCUUCGACGACUUCCUGCACGCCAUUGAGAAGAGGGGUGUGGGCGCCAUGGAGAUCGUCGCCAUGGACAUGAAGGUGAGCGGCAUGUACAUCGCCCGGCAGCUGAGCUUCUCCGGGGUGUCGUUCCGCAUCGAGGAGAUCGGCCUGGACGACGACUUCAAGCUGGUGUACAACAAGGCGGCCAAACUGUGGGCCGAGGCGCUGGCCACGUUCACGCGGGCUGCCGACGAGCUGGGCCUGGUGAGCAGGAAGUCUCUGUGGGGGCAGUUCUGGUCGUCGCACCAGCGCUUCUUCAAGUACCUCUGCAUCGCCGCCAAGGUGCGCUGCCUGGUGGAGCUGGCUAAGAAGGAGCUGCUGGCGGGCAAGUGCAUCGUGGUGGGGCUGCAGUCCACGGGGGAGGCCCGCACCCGGGAGGUCCUGGACGAGAACGACGGCCACCUGGACCGAUUCGUUUCUGCUGCAGAGGGUGUGUUCCAUUCUCUGGUGAUGAAGCACUUUCCCUCGGAGAAGCAGAGGAGAGAGAAGGGCCCUGGGAACAAGAGGAAACGUAAGCCCAGGGGCCGGCAGCCCAAGCUGCCCAAGCACGCGGUGGAGAUCAGCGGGGUGAUCAACAUCAGCGACGACAGCAGCACCGACUCCGACGCCAUGGAGACAGACUCCAACUCCUCGCCCGACUCGCUGCUCGACAACGACGACGUGAUCUUCGUCAACCACACCAGCUGCCACACAGCCAAGAUCGAGGAGAUGAAACACAGCCUCCUCAACAGGAUCACAGAGCUGGGGAAGGAGCUCCCCCUAAACACCCUGGACGAGCUCAUCGACAAGUUCGGAGGGCCAGAGAAAGUCUCCGAGAUGACGGGGCGGAAAGGGCGCGUGGUGCGUCGCCCCGAUGGCAGCGUGCGCUACGAGUCGCGCGCCGAGCAGAGCCACACCAUCGACCACAUCAACGUGAAGGAGAAGGACCGCUUCAUGCGAGGAGAGAAGCUGGUGGCCAUCAUCUCGGAAGCGGCCAGCUCCGGGAUCUCCCUGCAGGCAGACAAGCGUGUGAAGAACCAGUGCCGGCGGGUGCACAUGACCCUGGAGUUGCCCUGGAGCGCAGACAGAGCCAUCCAGCAGUUCGGUCGAACUCACCGGUCCAACCAGGUGACGGCUCCGGAGUACAUCUUCCUCAUCUCAGAGCUGGCUGGAGAGAGACGCUUUGCCUCCAUCGUAGCAAAGAGGCUGGAGAGCCUGGGAGCGCUGACUCACGGGGACAGACGAGCCACAGAGUCCAGAGACCUGAGCAAGUACAACUUUGAGAACAAGUACGGCACCAAAGCUCUGGACAAGAUCACCAAAGCGAUCCUGGGGCACAUCGAGAGCAAGGUGCCCCCUCCUAAAGGAUACCCCGGAGGAGACGCUAUGUUCUUCAGAGACAUGAAGCUGGGAAUGAUGGACGUGGGGAUCUUCUGUAAGCCUGACCACCGCUCUGGCAUCAGCACAGAGAAAGACUGCAGCAUCACCAAGUUCCUGAACCGGAUCCUGGGCCUGGAGGUCCACAAGCAGAACUCCCUCUUUCAGUACUUCACAGACAACUUUGACUACCUGAUCGAGAAGGACAAAAAGGAAGGGAAAUACGACAUGGGCAUCUUGGAUCUGGCUCCAGGAAACGAUGAGAUCUACGAGGAGAAGCAGGAGAUCUUCCUCACAGCGGGAAACCCCCAGGAUGGACAAGUCGUCCUCUACAAGAUCAGCGUGGACCGAGGCUUGCCCUGGGAGGAAGCGUUCGGAAAGGCCCAGAAACUCAGCAGCCCUGACGAGGGCUUCUACCUCUCCCACAAGCUACGGGGCAACCACCCGUGUGUGCUGCUGGCCGAGCAGGGCCGAGGACGCAACUUCAUCGUGUACAAGCCCAACAUCGGCAAGCAGGCCCACCCUGAGAGCCUGGACAACCUGCAGCUUCGCUACCGCAAGGUGACCCCAGAGGAAGCCCAGGACAGCUGGGAGAACCAGUUCACCUUCUCCUUCAGGAAGUGUAGCCAUGCCAACUGGAACGGGAAGUGUAAGAAGAUCGAGGAGGGGCAGGAGUGCCUGCAGGGCAUGCGUCUGCGUCAGUACCACAUGCUGUGCGGCGCGCUGCUGCGCGUGUGGAAGCGUGUGGCCGACGUGGUCUCUGACAUCACCAGCUCCAGCAUCCUGCAGAUCGUACGCCUCAAAACCAAGCAGCACAACAAGCAAGUCGGCAUCAAGAUCCCAGAGAACUGCGUGGCGCGCGUGCGUGAGGAGCUCCUCCAGAUGGACGAGGAGGUGAAGAGGAGGCGCAGGGAGAAGGACCAGCGCGCCCAGGAGCAGCGCCUGGAGGACGAGCGUCAGCGCAAGCUGGCCCUGCAGAACAAGCACCUGCUGGCCAAGCUGUUCAGCAGCGCGCACACGCAGAACCAGACCCUGCAGAACCUCACGCAGAACCAGAACCUGGCCCAGAACCGCUCCCUGCAGAACCUGGCCCAGAACCAAACGCUAAGGAACCACGCCCAGAAACUACAGAGGCUGAACCCUAACCAGUCCCUCCAGGACCUGACCCAGGCGCAGAGCCUACGGAACCUCACGCAGAACCAGGCCCUGCAGAACCUGAGCCAGGCCCAGACUCAGCAGCUAGGCCUCCACCCCUCUCACCGCUCCCAGGCCGGCCACCCGUCCCAGGGCAGCCUCCCCAGCAUGGCUAGCCUCACCUCCCACUUCUCCCAGUUCCCCCAGCCCUUCCCCUCCCUGCCCCCGCUGAAGAGCCGCACCCUGCCCCCCCUGCACCCCAAGCCGGCCGCCCAGCCUAAGAGCCCCCUGGAUGAGAUCCUGGACCUGACGGUGGGCAGCUCUCCCUCCCCGGACAGCACCGAGGGCGGCCUGGGGCUUGACGCGCUCUCGGGCUCGGCUGGGGGCUACGGGGACGACUUUGGCCUGGACUCUCUCAUCUCCCGCAGCGCCCUGAGCAGCCAGACGGGCCCACUCUCUGCCGCGCACAUGCACCAGCCCCCGCCCCCUCCCCUGGUGAAGAGGCCCGAGGUCCCCAACCACACGCAGGACUUCAUAGACAUCCUCAACCUGUGUAUGCCUUCCUCCCCCUACUCUCUGAGCUCCCAGGCGGCGGCCCACCACCCCCCCCCCUCCUCCUCCUCCUCCAACACCACCGUGUCCCACGUGUCGGCCGGCCUCCUCUCCUCCUCCACCUCCAUCCAGUCCUCCUCGCUCUUCUCCCCCUCCUCCUCCUCCCUCUCGCCGCCGGACUCUCAGUCGCUGCCCAACGGCCACUGCGGCUCGGACGUUUUGAACGUGCGCGAGGUCCUGGACAGCAUGCUGCGGACCGGCUCGGACAGCCGCCAGUCCGUCAUACAGUACCGCCUCCAGGACUGGGACCCGGCCUAACUCCGCCCCCCAUGUUUUUUUUGCGAGCUGCUGGCCCCCCUGUUAGCUGCUGUCUGUGAACGCACCCCCCCCUCCUCUCCCCCCCCCCCCUCAGGGUCUUUAGUCACAUCACUGCCUCUCCUGAGCCCCCCCCCCCCUCCCUCCACUGGCUUCCCCACACCACGGGGGCAUAUUGCAUCGACUAAAUAUUCUGUCCUGUAUCGAAGAGACGAGUUCAAGGCCCAGCUGUAAGCCGUGAGAUCUUUGUGUAUGAGGAGAGGGGGUGGGGGGGUGGGGGAGAGAAGUUUGACGAGAUAUUUCGAAACUCGGUCUUCUCUCAGAAACGGCAUCGUUUGAUUUUGAAAAGCCCACGUGAAAGGCUGCACACAACAGAACUUUUUAUUCACGCAAACAUUAUGGUUGUGUUGUCCUCAUUGAAAACGCUGGUGUCGAGUUCCUUUGAUGUGAAAUCCCAGCGCCCCCUGCUGGCUGUGUUGGGUAUGAUCGGCGCCGAUGCUGGAUUGUGACUUUGAUCAAACACACACACAUCACACCCUUGUCUGCUUCUGAGUUCCCCCGUAUCCCCUGCUGGAAGUGAGCUAUCUGGAACUGGAAGAUCCGAUUUUUGUUCUGAGCAAAGAACCGCCUGGUUUCCCUCCAGCCUCCCCUCCAGCCUCCCCUCCCUCCAGCCUCCCCUCCAGCCUCCCCUCCCUCCAGCCUCCCCUCCAGCCUCCCCUCCCUCCAGCCUCCCCUCCCUGCCCCUGUGGACGGUCUUCUCUGCUUCAGCGUUAUUGGAGGGGAGAGAGAGGACAGUGUGUGGUUGUAAACAGUGCCUUUUGGAAAACCUACUUAAAAUGCAGUCUCUGGAACCUGUGUAGGCCUAUGUAUAGAUUUGUAUUCAAAGCAUCGGUAUCUUAAUUUAUUCUCAUAUUUGUAUUUAUCUUGAACUUCCCCUGACCCUUUCGUUGUCUCUGGUUGUGGGUCCCCUAGAGUCCCCCACGAUGCCAGUACUGUGUGUGCGUGUGUGUGUGCGUGCGUCCAGUCUGGACAGCAGGAUCGUGACCUCUGACCCCGCACCACCCCCCCCCCCCCCCCCCCCUGGCUAGACGAUCCAGGGGCUUAGAUGGCGUGAGGCUGCGGGGAUGGUUGUUUUUCUGGCUGUGAGGUUUUUUAAAUUGUGUCAAAUUCAUACCCACUUUUUAGUCUAGAACUCCACCCUCACAUGUGACUCCUGCUUUGCUUUUUAGUUGAAGUUCUCAGGAAAGUCUAGAUUGCUUCCCCCUCCCCCCCCUCUGUUUUUGUUUCUGACCAAUAUUGAUAUUAUAAAUGUUUGUUUUUAGUCCGUAUAUAAUCGUAUAUUGGAGAACCUGUGAUAUUUGGCUGUUUUUUAUGGAUGCACUGUAAUUGGUUUAUUAAAUAGUUUGGGUAGUCCAUCCAAUCAAAAGCAAUAAAACAGAAUCUACAUUUUAUGAACAUCUAGAGUCUAAGUACUGUUUACGCUCUCAACAGGCAAAUGUUUGAGAUGACCUGUGCAUGGUGGUAACAAAUGAAUUCCUUUUUGUUUCUGUUCUACCUGUAGUCUAGAGAAAAAGAAA